AUGCCCAUAAAAGACACACCCAACAAUGUGAAGAAUGAGAGCAAGAGACUGUCACCCCAGAAGUCUCAGAAAUGUACGAAGUGCCCCUUCAAAACUGACAGCAGGAAAAAGAUGGAUGUCCACAUGGUGUUUCACAGGAAAAGAGGAAAGUACAAGUGUAACUUGUGUUCCUAUUCCACGGACAGGAUGUCAACGCUUGGGCCGCACAGAAAGGUUCAUCUCAAACAACAAGAGGCCGCAGAGAGAAGUGCUCGGAACGUGAACAAUGAAAUGGGAGUCGUGCACUCACCACUUGCAGCCUAUAGAACAGAGCCAAGACUGGACAGUGGACAAAAGUACUCCUGCAAUGCUUGUCCUUCCAAGUUUAAUAGUCUGCUGGAUGUGAGGGAGCAUGUUUCUCACCACCUCAGACAGUUUUCUUACUCGUGUCCAGAGUGCACCUAUGGUGCUGACUCCGAAAGAUCAGUUAAGAGUCACAAAGGAGUCCACGAGAGACAUGGAGACAAGAAGUCCAGGCCAGUAAUUAAACAUGCCACACAAGCAACCAAUGAUUUGGCAUUACAUUCAGCUGAGGAGGAUGAAAGGCCAGCAGAGGGUAUGAUUAAGAAACGUAAAUAUCAAUGUGAGCACUGCCCUUACUCGACAGAUAAGCUUCACAAAAAAUCUUCACAUGAAAGCAAUCAUGGAGCAAACCAUCCGAACAAGUGUCAUCUUUGCUCUUACUCCACCAGUGCCUCAAUCAAGGUGCACUUGAGGGUCCAUGAGAAGUAUGUUAGAGGUAAGACCAAGGGCCAAAAGGUGGAUACUGCUGGAAGCAUUCUCACUGUGGAGAAAAUUGGAAGUGCCAGGGACCGCUGGCAGUACAAGUGCAGCCAGUGUCCAUACCUUGCUAAAACGGCAAGUUACGUCAGGUCACAUCAACGCUAUCACUCUGCGGACCUCCCACUGAAAUGCCCAGACUGCACUUUUUCCUGCAGCCGUCUGCAGCAGUUGUCCUGCCAUGCGGAGUGGCACGGCAAGCCCCCAGCUCAGGACAAGCAGCAAAGCAGCCCUGAAGUAAAGCAGAAGCCGACAAAGCGGGGUAGGAUAGGAACACUACAACAAAAGUUGUAUGAACAGGGAGUUGAGAGGAUUAUGAUCAAUGGCAAGAAGCAUUAUAUUUGUCCUCACUGCCCCUUCCGGUCCAGAUGGGCUGACCAGGCUGUCGCCCACCUUGAGCACCACUUUGUUAUGUACUCGUACAAGUGUGCACACUGCUCCUACUCCACCAGGACGAAGGACAAAGUCAAAUUCCACAUGAACCUACACAAAAAGGUGGCUGAUGACGGCAACGGCCACUCCACGGAUGGUGGGAAGAGGUUGGCUAGGACAGCACAAAGGGACAAUGAGGCUGCUAGCAGCCCAAGUGAAGCAGGCCUAACUAAAGGUCCGAGAACAAGAGCAAGGCUAGGAGUUAUAGGCCAGUCCCCAGUCAAGCACACGACUCCACAAGUAUCUCCCACAAGCAGCAGUGUGUCCCGUAACCUUGGUGACUUCAGCAGCCCCAGUGGAUCUGAGAGCGCUUUUAUCCGCUACAUGACUCCAUCAUGCAGCAAGGAGCAGCCGGAGCAAGGCCAGCAAGUCACGGUUUUGACAUUUGUCUGCAUGUACUGUGAACGGCCAUUCACCGACCAAGAAAGCUGGCUGGCUCACAUGAAAAGGCACAGGCUUUAG
Messenger RNA from Branchiostoma floridae (Florida lancelet), 1713 nucleotides. RefSeq names its product zinc finger protein 160-like. Lineage: Eukaryota; Metazoa; Chordata; Leptocardii; Amphioxiformes; Branchiostomatidae. Gene Ontology annotation, biological process: regulation of transcription by RNA polymerase II. The record is from RefSeq and is a predicted model, not a curated record. The transcript has a single exon. Gene Ontology annotation, molecular function: DNA-binding transcription factor activity, RNA polymerase II-specific; RNA polymerase II transcription regulatory region sequence-specific DNA binding. Bases 1 to 1713 code for a protein of 570 amino acids.